AAUGUGAAUGGGCUGCAGUGUGACCCCCCCUUGGGCCGGUGCUGCACGGAUUGCGGUCCGGGUUGGGCAGCCGGGCAGCUGGGCCCCGUUGUCCUGGUAACGAUGGCAGCCGUGGGGCGGACGGAGCCGCUGCGGGAGCCUCGCUGCUCACUGCGCCGCUUCCGAGUGGAUAUUAAUGUUAAGAAGCCCCUUCAACCUACCCAUCUUAGCAGUGAGCAAGUAGCUGUGGAGAUCUGGUCACUCUGUUUUCAGCUUGAUCUUCUUAUCCGGGCAGAAGUCCAUCAGUUACAGGAACAGCUUAGAGAAGAUAAAAGCCCUGUGGAAUCAGAAUCUUUCCAUACAAGAGGCAUAGAUUAUGUUGAAAGAAUUAAACAUUAUCUGGAGCAUCUACCAGACCCCGUUCCGCAGCUGGAGGAUUACCUGGAUUUUCAAGGGUUGUCAACAUUAUUUCCCCGGGUUGAAAUAUAUGUGAUCCAUGGUAGACCUGUUGAUAUGCUGGAACGGCCAACUACAGAUGAUUAUUUUUCCCACAUUGGGAAACUAAAUCAACUUUUGGUUUUAAGUCAACAGCUGGAAGAUGAUGUUCAGCAUCUGGGAAGCCAUAAGUACAUAGCACAUCAGCUUUCAGUCUUGUAUAAAGUUCUGAAUUAUUUCAGUGGAUUUAUUACAUUCGAUAUACUUAAAAGAGACAUUGAAGCUAAUUUCAAAGCUUUAAAAUCUGGAUUGGCUGUUGACGAGAGUUCUGCGCGGGAGCCUCUGCUACCGUAUCAUUAUGUAAACUGGAUACUCUGCCUUACCCGCAGCAUCAUCAAAAUUGUAUCCUCUCUUCCUGACGAGCUUACCGAAGAACUCUCUUUGGUUAUGUCUUGUGCUGCGAAUCUGAGAUAAUGCUCGUAUGCUCAAAAAACACUGAGACUUUAAGUAAUUAUAUGUUGCACUGAAGAUCAAUCUGAAAAGGAACAGCAGUGAGUUAUUUUAGAGCUUAAUGGCAAGAAAUUCUAUUGUGUGACACAGUGUCUGUGUGCUACACAAUUGAAUUUCUACCAAUAAAAAAAUUAUGUUAAAGGAAAUCAGGGACUUAUUGCAUGGAUGGUGAAGUCUUCAAUUCUUGCCGCUGGUGCUCAGAUGUACACAGUGGUGUUCAAUGGCAUGGAGUGCAUGCCUGGUUGAAACUUCAAUCUUUUUCAGCACAUGUUUUGGCUAUGGUUGUCUCAACCCAGUCAUGCAGAAGCACAACUUUGCAACAGAUUCAGAGCAGUUUAUUGUCAUAAACACCAGGGUGUAACGAAAUUCCUUGUUCACAUGAAGCAGCCAGUAUAUAUACAGGGAACAAUAAAUACAAGAAUGAGUGCACAGCAGCAGAAUAGUGCAAGAUUAUAGUGCAAACUUGAAAGUAGUGUAAAAUGAUGAAAUUGUUAUAAUGGAAUAAGCAAAUGAGGUAGAGUUAGGGGAAAGAGGACAUGGUCUCACCUUCAAGUAGGAGUUGUGAAAGAUGUUCAGGUGUCUGAUAGCCCUGUGGAAAAAGCUGUUCUUAAGUCUGGAAGUCUGGGCUUUGAAGCUAAUGUAUCUUCUCCCAGAUGGUAGAAGAGAAAGACUGGAAUGGCCAGUGUGCCGGUCAUUUUUGGCAAUAGUUACAGUCUUCCUGAUGCAACACAUGGUGAAGAUGGGCUGUAUGGAAAGGAUUGCCGAGCCUGUGAUGGACUGGGCUGUGUUUAACACUCUCUGCAGGUUCAGGCAGUCAGGAGCAGGGCAGUUGCCAUGCGAGGCUCAGGUACAUCCCGUCAGAACACUCUCCAUAUCAUGACGGUAGAAGUUCGAGAGAAUCCUCGUGGACACACCAAAUCUUCCCAGACUGCUAAGAAAGUAAAUACUCUGAUGUGCUUUUUUUUUUUAAUCGUUGCAUCAGUGUGAAGGGAUCAGCUAAGGUUGCUGAUGAUCAUAUAUAUGUAGGAGCUUUAAGGUGUUGACCAUCUGUACAACAGUUCCCUUGGAGAGGGCAGGAUUGUGCUCACCCCCUCGCUUUCUUUGGUCGACUACCAUCUCGCUGAUUAGGCUAGGUUGUUGUCCUGACACCAUUACACGAGGUUCCCAAUCUGUACUUUGUGUUAUUGUUGUUGUUGAUCUGCCCGACAACAGGUGGUAUCUUAAAAAUCGAUUUGGCUUUGUACUUCGACACACAAUCAUAGAUAUGCAGGGAGUACAGCAAGUGAAUGAGCACACAAACCUGAGGGGCACCACAGCCGGGCAUCAGAUUGGGAGGAAUGUUAUGGCUAAUUCUAACCAACUGAGAUCUACCAGUCACGAUAUCCAGAGGCUUGUUGCAUAUGAAUGCCACAAGGUCCAGGAGUUUAGGUUGAGCUUAUAAAAUAUAUACUGUAUACAAUAUCAUAUGCAAUGAUCUUAUGUAUAAAGUCACUCCUAAACUCCAGAACAUUGGCUUUGGGCUUCAAUAGGCUUCUGGACUUACUGAUUUUUAUUUAUAACAUAUAUACAAAUGAGGCUUGAUUCAUCAUUGGUUAAAGGGAACUAAACCGUGGAGUGGAAGGCCCACCUUAGCUGGAAGAACUUGCUUCUUCCAGCAGCUCUUUCCUUGUCCACAAUAUUUCCCUGCUCCUUUUGAUGAACAGUAGCCCAUAACCUAAUUGCAGCACUAGUUUUAUUUUACCUCCUUUUCCCCAACCCUCAGCCAGUUGUGUCUCCAUAUUUGUACCCAAAACACCUCACUUCCCAGGCUGAAGUCCACCAACCCUAUCACCCCCACCUCCAAACCCAGUAACAAACUGCACAAUGCAUCUUGUCGUUCUGGAAUAUUUAGCAUUAUGGUGUGCAUUUCUUCCUCAAAAGUCUCUGGUUUCCAAUGUUUUCUAACCGUUGAUAAAGCUUUGUAAGCAAAAGAAAAUCAUGUUGAUUUAAAAAAGACAAAAUGUUGGAAUAACUCAGCAGGUCAAAAAGCAUCUGCAGUUCCUUGUAUCUUCAAAUUCUUGUUGAUGUUUGUCAAAACUAUACCUGUCACAGCUUGUGGAGAUUUGUUUUGUACGGCCAGUGUAUUUGAAGAUUUGCCUCAAUGCACUCUGCAAUGGCAGAUCUUGCAAAGGAAUGGCCUAUCCAUGUGUUAAUGGGUUGGGUUUGGGUAUCAUGCACAGAAAAUGUCAAUGCGUGUUCUAACUGCGUGUUCAGGAGGGAACAGUUUCUGGCCCAAAGUCUCAUUUACUUUAUUGUGACACCACGAGUUCUUUGGUGUCCAGCCAGCACCGAGCAGAGUAAUCACAUCAGUCGUACCCCCCCCCCCCCCUUUGCUUAUUUCCCACUACCCCUAAAUCUCUCUCUUACCUGUUCAUUCACUCUCCUUUGACUCUUUUGCCACUUACCUAGUCUAAGAGGUUAUUUACAGUCACUGAUGAAUCUAUCAGUAACCAGAGCACCCAUCAAAAACCCAUGCAAUCACUGGGGGAACAUGUAAAACUCCACAAAGACUUCACCCGAGACAUCACCUUAGGGCGGUAAAGUGCCGCAGUUGCUGCCUUAUCGCAAGAACCCGGAACCAUGAAUAGCAUUCCAUGUAGCACCCUGGCUGAGAUUAAUUAAUUUGAAUAAAAGAAAAAAAAAACAGGGAUCAGGGUUCGGGAUUUGCAAUUUAACUCAAGUUAGUUUCACAAUCUAUUUACCUGUCUGAGACAUCAGAAGAAACUCCGCACGUUGCAAUGUUCAGAGGUCUAUGUGUAUUGUGCUUACAGAGCUAUUGUGCUGUUCGCUCUCGGUACAUAUAACAAUUAAACAUUCUUGACUCGA
This is a messenger RNA of Amblyraja radiata (thorny skate), 3789 nucleotides long. RefSeq lists its product as uncharacterized. NCBI's taxonomy places the organism in Eukaryota, Metazoa, Chordata, Chondrichthyes, Rajiformes, Rajidae. The record is from RefSeq and is a predicted model, not a curated record. The transcript has 8 exons. The coding region runs from base 103 to 888 and encodes 261 amino acids.